Molecule: messenger RNA, 1657 nt
Organism: Antechinus flavipes (yellow-footed antechinus)
Lineage: Eukaryota; Metazoa; Chordata; Mammalia; Dasyuromorphia; Dasyuridae
Gene: NUCB1
Product: nucleobindin 1
Exons: 14
Coding region: 265-1614 (449 amino acids)
Cellular component (GO): extracellular exosome; endoplasmic reticulum-Golgi intermediate compartment
Molecular function (GO): calcium ion binding
Source: RefSeq, a predicted model, not a curated record
CCCCCACUUCAGGACCGGGGACUGUGGCUGGAGACUCUAUCAGCUAUGUGCCUCCUCCGGGAGGCCUUGAGCCCCACUGUUUUCUGCCUGCUCUCUGGAUCGGGGGCGUGACGAAUUGAAAGUCUGGGAGCCAACGAAGAAGUGGGAGGCUGACCUUAGGCAGGAUCCAGGCUUGGGAACAUCCUACCCUACCCCCCAUUUCGGAAGUGCCGAGAACCUCCCCCCACCUCACCCCCCGGCUCUUGCGGAGUGACACCCCUCAGCAUGAUGCCCAGGGGGCUGUUGGCCGCCCUGCUGCUGCUGCUGCUGCUGCCCGCGCCUGCCCAGCCAGCUCCUCUGGACCGGCCUGAGCCCAAGAAGGAUGCGGUGCCGCCUUCUCCUCCAGAGACUCCGGACACAGGGCUCUACUACCACCGCUACCUCCAAGAGGUGAUCCAGGUCCUGGAGACCGACGGGCAUUUCCGAGAGAAGCUGCAGGCCGCCAACGCGGAGGACAUCAAGAGUGGGAAACUGAGUCGGGAACUCGACUUUGUCAGUCAUCACAUUCGCACCAAACUGGACGAGCUCAAGCGGCAGGAGGUGUCCCGCCUGCGGAUGCUGCUCAAGGCCAAGAUGGAUGCUGCCCAGGAGCCUGAGGUGCAGGUCGACCACUUGAGCCUUCUCAAGCAGUUUGAACACCUGGACCCUCAGAACCAGCACACGUUUGAAGCCCGAGACCUGGAGCUGCUGAUCCAGACGGCCACCCGGGACCUGGCGCAGUACGACGCGGCCCACCACGAGGAGUUCAAGCGCUACGAGAUGCUGAAGGAGCACGAGCGGCGCCGUUACCUGGACUCCCUGGGGGAGGAGCAGAGGCUGGCGGAGGAGCGGAGGCUGGAGGAGCAGAAGCAGAGACACCGGCAGCAUCCUCGGCUCAACGUGCCGGGCAGCCAGGCCCAGCUGAAGGAGGUGUGGGAAGAGACGGACGGGCUGGAUCCCACCGAGUUCAAUCCUAAGACCUUCUUCAGGCUACACGACACGAACAGCGACGGCGUCCUGGACGAGCAGGAGCUGGAGGCUCUCUUUACCAAGGAGCUGGAGAAGGUGUACGACCCCAAGAACGAGGACGAUGACAUGAGGGAGAUGGAGGAGGAAAGGCUGAGGAUGCGGGAGCACGUCAUGAAGACGGUGGACACAAACCAGGACCGCCUGGUGACCCUCGAGGAGUUCCUCCUGGCCACGCAGAGGAAGGAGUUCGAAGAGGCCGCCCCGAAGGGCUGGGAGACUCUGGAGGAGCACCCGGCUUACACGGAGGAGGAACUGCGCCGCUUUGAGGCGGAACUGGCGGCGCGGGAGGCCGAGCUGGCGGCCCAGGCCCAGCGGCUGAGCCAGGAGAGCAAGGCCCUGGACCACUCGCAGGGCCUGCUGGAAGCCCAGAAGAAGGAGCUGCAGCAGGCCGUCCUUCACAUGGAGCAGAGGAAGCAGCAGCAGCCCCCGGACCCCCCAGCUCCGGGCCCCGACGGACAGCUCCUUUUCCAGCCCCACCCAGAGACGGGAGCCCAGGCAGAGCCAGCUGUGAAGAAAGAGGCGCCAGCCCCGGGCCCGGCUUCCCCUGUGCCCGAUUCCCAGCACUAGGGAUCCCCAAGAUCACCCAAUAAAGACUUUCUGGGCCCCCUGA